GGGGAAUAAGUUCUGUUGAGUUGCAGCUAUCUAUUUCUAAACCGAAGAUACAUCAAUAUGUCUAUCUACCUGCACUAAAGUAUUUCGUACAAAAGCAUUAAACUUAUCAUUCUAGUAUUGAAACAUUUCAAAUUGAGAAUCUUGCGUACACAUUCUUUUCCACAUAUCAAACCUCGCAAAAUUGCUGCCCAUUAUUUUCUAUCCAAAAUCACUCGGAACUACUUUCUUUCCUCUACAUAUCCCCCAGGCCCCAAACCAUGGAACAUCGUCUCACUGGCGGUCCCCAAGAUCAUCCAAACUACAACACCACUGUCACGUCCGCUCGCAUGGGUAUGGGUAUGUUAACAUCAGGCUAUGCGCCUGGCUCCGAGCCAAUAGCACAACCCCAAAACGCAUUAAACGAUCCUGAUUAUUGUGAAGGAUGCGGUACUUCCACGAACGGACUUUCAGAUUGGAAGAAAAACCAUUUACACUUUCAUAAUGAGUGUAAAUUGGCUUAUCAGAGUGAAACCUGUCGGUUUCCAAAAAUUCCGCCACCGUUACCGGCGCAGGAAUCGGAUCCAAACGGGGAUAAUACCGCUUUUGAUAAUUAUUACGGCGAUUACGAUGCUUAUGCUGGUAAUACUCCUUUGGGUGCUGUCUCUUACGAUACGCGAGAACAAUCUUUAUACCCCCAAGCGAGUAGUAGCGCACCCCGGGCUGAAGCUUACUACCCAGUAACAACUACUGGUAUAGAUCAUGGUGGUCAGUACUCCUCGACGAUUGGUGGUGUAUCUCAGGACGAACACCACUAUCCGACGAGCAGUGGCACAUCUCAAGGACGAGGCCGUACAACUACCGCACAGAACAGAGGUAGUGGAAAUCGUGGAUAUCAUGGAGCUAGUAGUAAUAGCCGAAGGGUCUAGAGUUAUUGUGGUAGCGAAGGAUGGAUUAGCGAGUGUGGUGGGGGAUUGUGAUUGGCGUAGAGGAUAGAGGGAACGGCCUGGAAUUUCUUGUGAUUGUGUAAUCGCAAGAAUGGAAUAGCAUAAUAAUUUUUCA
Botrytis cinerea B05.10 is the source of this 1038-nucleotide messenger RNA. RefSeq lists its product as hypothetical. The record is from RefSeq and is a predicted model, not a curated record. Bases 258 to 905 code for a protein of 215 amino acids. NCBI's taxonomy places the organism in Eukaryota, Fungi, Ascomycota, Leotiomycetes, Helotiales, Sclerotiniaceae. The transcript is spliced from 2 exons.